GGUGUACAGUAACUCAGCAUGAACAAUGCAAAAAUUCCUGCUGGUGACGACGCGUUCCUUUGUGUAAACAAAACCGCAGCCUACUGGUUCGCGGUGUUAAAAAAUAGCGAUUAAACAUUUCCUCUUGGCCAGCGGGAAUGUCGAUAUAAACUCGGAAAUUUAGUUAAAAUCUGGCUGUGACGAUGACGCCCAACUCAGCGUUUGGCCUUCUGAUUGUCGCUUGCGGAUGUAUCGUCAUUACAGAAUCCACCAUCUGCAGACCAGACUCGCUGUUCAAAGUGGAUUGCAACCUUUGCCAAUGUGAUAGUUCCGGAAAGAGGUACACCUGUACAGAAAAAAGAUGUCCGCCCAAAAAUUACGAAGAUUUUGUUAUUGAGAUCGACAAAGAUCAGCGUGUGGUCUUAAAACCCAAACCUACCCCGACGCUCAAGAAAUUCGAUUUAGACGAUGAAUUCCUGUUUUCUCGGAAAUUCGACCUGUCCAAUAUGUUUCAUCCUCUGGGAUUGAGAAAAGACAUGGGUGUAGUCGAGAACAGCGCAGAAAAGAACAACGAAAAACGCAAUACUAAUGACAUAUACAUUUGAAACGUUUCAAUGUAAAGAUUUGAUAUCAAUUAAUUUUAAAUAUAUGUAAUUUUAUAAGUUUUUUUCAAAAACAAAAUCUUUCAUUUAAUCGUCCAUCAUAAAAUAUAAAAGUUUAGAAUUUUGAACAAAUAGAUUUGGCGACCGUAAUACAGGAAACAAAUGCUUAUUGGUAGUUGUCAAAUUGUGAUUUUUGGCUGUGAAAUUCCGUAAUCGAUUACAUUUUUUCAGAAACCAGUGGGAAAAAUCUAUGAAGCAUCCAAGAUCAUGGCUUUUUCUGUUGUGGCGUAAUUUGUAUUCGUUAUUUUUAAAAUUUUUCUAACUUUAGUUCUUUCAAUUCCGUGUAACUAUCUUUCUUAUUUAAUGUAUACUUUUUUCAGCUUUUCUUCUGAAACUAACCGCUGUUAACUAGGUGGUUGAAAAUAAUUCCCGAGAGGGGCAAUAAAUCAAUGGCGUUUGAGAUUAAAUGUAACAAUAAUAUAACAUAUAAAUAAACAAAUAUGUCACAGUUUUAGAAAUAAUGCAAACAUCUCAGGGUCCUUUGCAAGUCUACACUAGACAAUACUAAGCAAAAAUCGAGGUUAAAAAAUUCUCUAUAUUAGCGUAAACGUUUAUUCGUUGUAACAUUGCCACAUUAAAAAAAGGCAUUUCUUACAAAUCAUAUCGCCAUUGUUAAAGAAAAUGUUUAAAGAAAUAUUAGCAAGGUAUUUUGUUCACGCAUGCUGAAUAAGAUUUUUAAUUUACAUAUACCCGUCGAUGUCUCAGCUCGUCAAUAUAUUUCCAUCGCGUUAAAAUGGAGACUAUGCCAUCUCUCUUGAUUAUACAUCAAUCGUGAAUUUGACGAUUCAUUUUGUACGGGUAUUCGUAUGAUCGAUUUUCGUUAGGAGCGCCGAGUUUAUUCUCUAAUUGGGGUGCGUGUCGGCUGGGACGUUUAUUGCCGCAUAUAUAUCCGUUUGGUUUAAUAUUAACAAUAAUUGUUCAGCUCCCAGGAGAAGCACAACGUGAGCGGAUGCUGCCCAGGACUGAUUACCGCUAACCACAGCGCUAAUUGCGCCUGACUAGAUGCAGAAUUUAAACUGCGAAAUUAUCAUUGACGCGGAUCCAUAAGUUGCGAGCGUUAAACGAUAAACGUGUUGGAAGCGUUAAGCGUCAAGUUAGAACGUCAACUGCAGGUAUUCGCGAAUUUAUUCUUCGAUGGUUGCACCCCUAACAAUA
Messenger RNA from Cylas formicarius (sweet potato weevil), 1796 nucleotides. RefSeq lists its product as uncharacterized. The transcript has 3 exons. The coding region runs from base 183 to 584 and encodes 133 amino acids. Gene Ontology annotation, molecular function: peptidase inhibitor activity. The record is from RefSeq and is a predicted model, not a curated record. Lineage: Eukaryota; Metazoa; Arthropoda; Insecta; Coleoptera; Brentidae.